Scophthalmus maximus (turbot) is the source of this 2203-nucleotide messenger RNA. Its product is annotated as L-amino-acid oxidase-like. The transcript is spliced from 8 exons. Gene Ontology annotation, biological process: amino acid catabolic process. Gene Ontology annotation, molecular function: polyamine oxidase activity; L-amino-acid oxidase activity. The record is from RefSeq and is a predicted model, not a curated record. The coding region runs from base 123 to 1691 and encodes 522 amino acids. NCBI's taxonomy places the organism in Eukaryota, Metazoa, Chordata, Actinopteri, Pleuronectiformes, Scophthalmidae.
AGAACCGUUCGGUAUAUAAGAGGCUACGAUUCUGCGUCGGGUCAACUGCACCGUCCCAUUUUGACUUUUUAACUGUUCAAAAGAGAAGAAAGUCCACAACAAAGACCAGCUUCCGAGCUGAGAUGGAUCCGCGUGUGGUGAAGUGGGGACUAUUUGUGGUCAGUGUGCUGCUGCUCACACUGCACCAGAGUCAGGCUUCUCCCUUCAACCUGAAGAAAGAACUGUCUGAUUGUCUGGAGGACGCAGACUACGAUAACCUGCUGCAAACCGCGCGGAGCGGCCUCCCGCUCCAUGACACACAAGGUCGUCAUGUUGCCAUUGUUGGAGCGGGCAUGGCCGGACUGACGGCUGCAAAGCUGCUGCGAGAAGCAGGACACCAGGUCACCAUUUUAGAAGCUAGUGAUCGUGUGGGAGGACGUGUGGAGACCUACAGGAAUGAGAGCGCGGGCUGGUACGCCGAAUUGGGAGCAAUGAGGAUCCCAAGUUCUCACGAAAUCGUGCUCUGGUUUGUUGAACUAUUUGGACUCGGACUCAAUGAUUUCAUCAUGCAUGACCCAAACACUUUUUACCUGGUCAAUGGGCAACGAGAACGGACAAGUGCAGUGGAUGCAAACCCUGAUAUCCUGAAGUAUAAACUGCUGGAAAAUGAGAUGGGGAGGUCGGCCGACGAGCUGCUAAAUAAGGCUCUGCAGAAGGUGAGAGAUGAAGUGACGAAUAACGGCUGUUUUGCUGCGCUGAAAAAAUAUGACCGUUAUUCUGUGAAGGAGUAUCUGAAAGAAGAAGGAGGUCUGAGUUCCGAAGCGGUGAGAAUGAUUGGAGACCUGCUUAACGAACAGAGUCUAAUGUUCACGGCACUGAGUGAGAUGAUCUACCUACAGACUGAAAUCGGUGGCGAAGUCAAGUACUCUGAAAUAACAGGUGGUUCAGAUCUUCUUCCCAGUGCUUUUGAGAAACACCUCAGUGGCCUCAACGUGGACAUUCACCUCAACUCCAAGGUCAAGCGUAUCAGCCGGUCAUCUACAGGAGUUACUGUAUCAUACCAGAAAGAGUCCUCUUUGAUGCACCUUGAGGCAGACGUCAUCCUGGUAACAACCACAACCAAAGCAGCCCUUUUCAUGGACUUCGAUCCACCACUCUCCAUUAAAAAGAUGGAGGCCCUGACGACAGUCCACUAUGAAAGCUCCACUAAAGUCCUCCUUACCUUCAGUGAAAAGUUCUGGGAGGCGGACGGCAUCCAAGGAGGAAAGAGCAUCACCGGCAGGCCAUCUCGUUACAUUUAUUACCCCAGUCACAGUUUCCCAAACGAGAAAAUCGGCGUCCUCCUGGCCUCCUAUACCUGGUCUGAUGACUCCCUUCUCUUCCUUGGAGCAAGUGACGAAGACGUCAAAGAGUUGGUUCUGAGAGAUUUGGCGCUGAUCCAUGGCAAGGACGUUAGUUCUCUCUGCACAGGGGUGGUGGUGAAGAAGUGGAGCUUGGAUCCUUACAGCCUGGGCGCCUUCACCCUCUUCACACCCUACCAACAUUUAGAGUAUUCUAAGGAGCUAUUUAAAAGAGAAGGCAGGGUGCACUUUGCUGGUGAACACACAGGCUUCCCUCAUGCCUGGAUCGAGACGUCAAUGAAAACUGCAAUCAGAGCUGCUAUUAACAUCAACAAAUUCCUUCUCGAAAAAUCUGAAGAAACCCAAAACUGAGACAAGCUCUAGGCUAUCAAAUCAGGAUCAAUCAGCAUCAUCAUAGUAUUACAUGUUAGUGUCAAUGUCCAGUGAUGCAUCUUGUGAUUAUUUUCAUUUUUCAUCCAUAGAUUAUUUUCACAAUUAGUUGAUUAUUUACCAAGUAGAACAAAAUGCUCAUCACAACUUUACAAAACACAGUGAUGUCUUCACAUUGUUUGAUUUGUCUUACCAACGCUCCAAAAUCCAUCAAUAUUUUAUUAUUAUAAAUAACAAUUUAGUUAGAAACAGCAAAGUUUACCCUGAAAAAUCUCAAUGGAUCAUUUAACAAAAUAGUUCAAUAUUGUUUCAUUACAGUAACAUAAAAUAGGUCAUUGUCAUUUAUAAACCUGACCUUCAGAAAUUUAAAGACAAUUAAUCUUGUGUCUCUCUGAUCACACUGCAAAAUCACUUUUUCUCUAGCUCCAUCAAUUGCAAACCUUUAUUUUACAUCUGUCAGGAUAUUUAACCUUUUCACAAGUCACUCACACACA